AUUUGUCGUUGCGAGCGGACGUGUUUGAUUGUUGCUGCGUUCAAUUUAAUAAUAUCGUGAACUGCGACUCCUAAGUGAAAUUCACUCCAAUUGUAAAUUGUGCCAAAAAUUAAAAUUGUAAAUCGUAUAUGAAAAGAUAAAUGAAUGCGUAUAAAACACACUAAACAAGUGCAAAUGCAACGUCUAAUCAAAUACAGUGGUAAUUAAAAAGUGCAAGAAACAAGCGUGACUACCCCUAUUUAGAUAGUGGAGACUACCCCUAAAAGAAACAGCACACAAUUUGUUGGUGUCAAUUAUACGGGGCAGCUGUGCAUAUAAUUUGCGACGCAACUGUAAACACAAAAAGCCGUCAAACUGUGGGGCUCCGGGGCAUUUUUUCUUCCUCCGCAAGGAAUGUAUUAUCCGCACAUGGUGCAGGCUAAUGUGGCGCCCUUUGCAGGCGCACCAACCGGCUAUCCCGCCGCUCCAGGACCAGCGGCAGCGGCCGCUGCUGGUGCGCCCACGGCGGCCGAGAGCCUGUCGCUGGCCGUGACAGCAGCCGCCAUCAAAACUGAGCCCGGCAUGCAGCUAAAGGCAGCCGCCGAAUCCUCAACAGCGGGCAAUGGCAGCACAGGAGCCGCUGGUGUCGCGCCAGCAGCUGUGGCUGUAGCCACCAGCGUGGCAGAUGGCGUCGUUGUCAAUGCACCGUUGUAUAUUCAACAAAAGACAAAUCUGUCAACACAACAACAACAACAACAACAACAAACACAACAGACACAGUACAAUGGCAGCAUUAGCAAUGGGACCGCAGCUCCAACUACAGCCCCACUGCCACUGCAAGCAAGUGGUGCAGGAACAACUGCUCCGACGCUGGUCACGCAACAGCAGCAGCAACAGCAGCAACAACAGCAGCCACCCGCGCCUCUGACAAAUGGACACGCGAUGGAGCAACUGCAGCAGCAACAGCAGCAGCAGCAGCUACCGCAUACCCCACAGAAUGUGCUCAGCAUUUCCACAGUAUUGAUUGCCAACGAGGCAGCGGAGGCACAGCAGAAUUCAGCACUGCCCCAUUCUGGUGGAGGCGGCAGCGGUACUGGUGGUGGAGGCGGCGGCGGUGGUGGCGGUGGUGGUGGUGUCGGCUGUGGUAUGCCUAGCUCACCGCUCAGCAGCUCACCGUCCAGCGUUACAGUCGCCCCGACAGCAGCCACACUCAACGGCAGCAGCAACAGUAAUAGUAUCUCGAACGAUGGCAACAUCUCGGGCAACACAUCACCUAUUGCCAGCGGUGAGCCGCUGCUGCAAACACCACCAGCUGCACAGCAACAACAGCAGCAACAACAGCAGCAACAGCAACAACAGCUCAACUUAAGCAGCAGUCCCACAGCAGCCACCUCGGUGACAGGCAGCUCCAUAGCAUCGGGCACCUUGGCCGCAACCAGCAGCAGCAUCUCGACAGGAUUGCUGCCCACAGCUGGUCUGGAUAGUAUUGCCAAUUGCGGCGUGGCCACGGUCAGCGGCAUUCUGACUGCUACCGCGCAAUCACCCAAUGUGGUCACUAGUCUAAACAGUGCUCAAGUCCAGCCGGUCUCCUCGUCGGUGGCUGCCGCCAUGGCCGCUCCCGCAACACUGGACGCCAAAAGUCAACCCAAGCGCUUACAUGUCUCUAAUAUACCGUUUCGCUUCAGAGAUCCCGAUCUACGUGCCAUGUUUGGGCAAUUUGGCAACAUUUUGGACGUGGAAAUCAUCUUCAAUGAGCGCGGCAGCAAGGGAUUCGGUUUUGUAACAUUCGCUAACAGCAACGAUGCAGAACGAGCACGCGAACGUCUAAACGGCACCGUGGUUGAGGGACGCAAAAUCGAGGUGAAUAACGCCACUGCACGUGUACAAACCAAAAAAGUGACGGCAGUACCCAACGUUGUACUGACCAAAGACGGUGCCCUACCGGCUCCAGCUCUAGUUUGCGUACAAUGGCCUGAAGCCGCCGCCGCCGCCGCUGCCAUGCAUGGAGCUGCCAUGCCACAUAGACACAUGGGCGUGGUCGGUGCCACACCCUUCCAUCCUCGGCACCAUUAUCCGGCGCUGGUAGCCGCCGCUGCCGCCGCUCAGCAGCAACAGCAACGUCAAGUGGCCGCCGCUGCCGUGGCCGCAGCUGCUGCCCAACAGCAGCAGCAUCAGCAACAACAGCAACAGCAGCACCAGCAGCAGCAGCAACAACAACAGCAGCAACAACAACAACAGCAGCAGCAACAGCAACAACAUGCCGCAGUCGCCGCCGCCGCCGCUGCCCAACACUCACAGCACGCCGCUGCUGCCGCCGCCGCCGCCGCUCACACACAUCCGCAUGCCCAUGCGCAUGCGCUCGCGCCUCAACUAGCCCAGCUGCAGCCAACGCUGCAGGCCGUUGCCGUGCCCACUGCCGCUGGCAGUGCUGCGGCUGCUGCCGCUCAGCAACACUCGGCGCUGCAGCAAUCCCUGGCAGCGGCCGCAGCCGCACAGAACUCAGGUGUGACGGGCAGUGCGAGUGCCGCUGCCGCCGCCGCGUAUGCGGCGCGACUAUCCGCUGCAACGGCAUCCCAAACACCGGCCGCUGCUGCUGCGGCUGCUGCUUCCAUGGCAGCGUCGGCUAAUGCGGCCAACAAUGCUGCCGCUUUGCAUGGAUUUGCGCCCGUAUACUAUGAUCACUUCUUAGCAGCCGCUGAUCCAAAUCUACGCUUCCAGGCAGCCAAACCGGUCACUGAAGUUCCAGCCGCACAGCCAGCCGCCAUAUUAAAUCGCCGCACUGUGACUACGCUAAACAGUACCCCACAUACGAUCAACCGCAUUCCGGUACCACAGAAUGUUUUGGCCACUGCUCCGCUGUUAAAGACUCCCCUGUCUCAGGCCCAGCAGCAGGCGUAUGCCACCACCUACACGGCGGUCGCUGCCCGGGCCGCCUACGGGGCCGCUGCAGCUGCAGCCGCCCAGCCAGCACUCGCUGGUUACGCCACCGUAGCGGGUUACGCGCGCGAGUAUGCGGAUCCUUAUCUUGGACAUGGCAUUGGACCCGUGCCCGGCUAUGGGGCAACAAUAUACCGCGGUGGCUACAAUCGUUUCGCGCCAUAUUAAAAAGCUUCAGAAGUCAGCCAAAUAACGCAAUUGAACUACUCUCGAAAAUGCUCAAUGUAUGAACAAGAAUUAGACGUAAAUACUCCUCCUCCUACAGUGCAGUAUGUAGCAGUUGAAUCUAUAUAUAUAGGUCCAGACACGCAGAAACAGAUGCUCAAAGAUGAUCGACAAAACGCGGAACCCACUCAAACAAAAAAUGGAGAGUUGAA
Molecule: messenger RNA, 3293 nt
Organism: Drosophila hydei
Lineage: Eukaryota; Metazoa; Arthropoda; Insecta; Diptera; Drosophilidae
Gene: Rbfox1
Product: RNA binding protein fox-1 homolog 2
Exons: 17
Coding region: 394-3084 (896 amino acids)
Biological process (GO): regulation of alternative mRNA splicing, via spliceosome; nervous system development
Cellular component (GO): cytoplasm; nucleus
Molecular function (GO): mRNA binding
Source: RefSeq, a predicted model, not a curated record